GGCGGAGCUACAGUGGAGAUGACGUCACGUGUGAUCUCCUCCCCCGUACUGUAGAACUGAUGUCACCAGGAGUGCGCGGGUCGCGCUGGUGUCGUCACGUCGGGCGGAGAAGAGGAGGGAGAGGUCUGGUCGUCGUAGGAAGACAGCUGACUGGGAGCCCCGGCCACCCGCACCUCCGGCACAAUGCGGGAGAGCAGGAAGUGAUGCGGCAGACAUGGUUAGACAGCUCCUCGGGAUGGAAUGUUGACGUGUAUCGAACAUCGUUUGAGGCGGUGUCUGGUACAAGGCGGACUGCACUAAUACUGGACACCCUCAACAUGGGCCAGUGUGUCACAAAGUGUAAGAAUCCAUCAUCCACACUAGGCAGCAAAAAUGGUGAGCGGGAGUCGAACAAGUCACAAAAGAGAAGCUCAGGGCACAAAGAAGAACACACGCCAGCAGGUGGGAAGGCCUCAGGGGAUAUCUUAGUCAAUGGAACAAAGAAAGCGCAGGAUGCCGCAGUAGAGUCAACUAAUCCGCUGGAACCUUGUGGUGAUGCAAAGAAAAAAGAGCAAGGGAUGGGCGUGGCAGUGUCCUCUUUACAGCGGAUUGAAGAAUUGUUUAGAAGAUACAAGGAUGAGCGGGAGGAUGCCAUCUUGGAGGAAGGCAUGGAACGGUUUUGCAAUGAUCUGUGUGUGGACCCAACAGAAUUUAGGGUGCUAGUUUUAGCUUGGAAAUUUCAAGCAGCAACCAUGUGCAAAUUUACUAGGAGGGAGUUCUUUGAAGGGUGUGAGGCAAUAAAUGCAGACAGCAUUGAAGGAAUUUGCACCCGAUUUUCCAGCCUCUUAAUUGAAGCUAAGCAGGAAGACAAAUUUAAGGAUCUUUAUCGCUUCACAUUUCAAUUUGGCCUGGACUCCGAAGAAGGGCAGCGGUCACUUCACCGGGAAAUAGCCAUUGCCCUCUGGAAGUUAGUGUUCACCCAAAACAAACCCCUCAUUUUGGACCAGUGGUUAGACUUCCUAAUUGAGAACCCCUCAGGAAUCAAGGGAAUCUCCCGGGACACGUGGAACAUGUUCCUAAACUUUACUCAGGCGAUUGGACCCGACCUCAGCAACUACAGCGAAGACGAGGCAUGGCCGAGUCUCUUUGAUACCUUUGUGGAAUGGGAAAUGGAAAGAAGGAGAAAGGAAGAGGAAACCAAAUGUAUUAGAUCUUCACGCACAGAUCAUCUGAGUCCAGAUGAACAGACUUAGCACGGUGUGAGCAUUUGAUCCUGUUAACCUUCAUUAAAUAUAAACUCUGGACUUUCCCUGGAAAUUUAAUGGAGAAUACUUAUUAUUUUUUGUUUUAUUUGUUUUUUUUUAUUUGUUUAUUUUACACCUUUUUCUGCCUUGUAUUUGAAAGGGCUCUAAAUGCUGGUAACAUGUUUCAGGCACUUUCUUACCAUUUUGGUCAUUUUUUUUUUUUCAUUAUUAUUUUUAAAUGUUUUCUUACAGUGCCAGGAAGUGUUUCACCUUUAUAUUUCAGGUUUAACUGGCUCUAAUUAAAUUAAUGAAUGCUUGGAAGAGCGUGGGGAGAAUGGGAGGGCAGUUGUGUCCAUUUAUUUAAUUUAAACCCUAUUGAUGUGUUGGGUAUGGGAUGUGGCGGGGGGAGGGGGGUUGCAUAACAAUGCAUUGUGAGAUGCCUGGCAGCUGGUUGGUGACAGCUCUGCUUAUUGCCAUGUCCUGCGUUCUUUUUAAAAUGUUCUUUUUUUAACAUUAGUCCCGUUCAGUGCCAAAGAGGCCUGCAACACAUUGUAUGCCAAUCUGGCAAAUGAGGGUUUGGAAGAAAAAGAGAGAAAAUCCAAUUCUUAAUGAGCGUUCCAGGAUCAUGUUGUUCUCCUAGAUCCUGUGAUGGACAGGGCAGUUGCGUACUGUGUGUAGUGGUGUUUACAUUGUUGAAUUUUAAGAUUUGUGAAGCUGUUCAGUGGGGUUGGGUAAAGGAACAUAUUUUCUCUCAAAAGCUAUAUCUGAGCAUUAAUCAUACAGUAUGUGCAUUAACUCAUGUUCAUAACACAAAACUGCAAAAAAAGAAAAAUGUUAUGGCUUUUCUAUUAAAAUCCAUGUAUUCUUUUUAACUGAAUUGCCACAGUGCGUUAGAAAUUAGAGCAAUUUUGAUUCACUUGCAUUUACAUUUAUUUAUUUUAACGCCGGUGUCAUUUUGUUGCCCUGUGUCUUGGAUCCAGCAGUAUGGCAGGAGUUUGUUAGAAGAAAUAUUCUACUACCAAUAGGUGCAUUUAACCUUCAAUACGGAAUGCUUCUGAGAUUUAAGUGUCCUCUCCCUAAACAGACUUUUUAAAAUUGACUUGUUUUUUUAUGUUGCCGAGUGCAUAAUACUGUAAUUUGCUUACUGCACUUUGCCCCUUUGUUGCCCCUGCAUUUCCCAUCUUUCAUUCAGAUAUGGCGAGCGUCAGGCACCAGUUAGGUGUUUUUGCAGUAACGUCUGUAGCAACUAUUCCCUUUUAAUCUGUCAUAUUAAAGCUGGGUACAUACUACAAGAUGUGGCUAUUAAAUAACCAGACUGAUUCUAUAAUUUACGUGUAAUUUUAUUAAGUACAUUUUAAUCUCUAUUCCCCUUCGAUGUACUCCCCUUAUACAUCCAUGCCCGCUGCAUUCUUUUCCUUUAUUCACAACCGUGCUGUAGCUCAUUAUCUAUCAGUUAUCGCAACAGCUGCAUUAUUGUCUUUAACGUGGUAACUGAUUUAAACCGGUUUGACUGUAGGUAAAAUACAGAAGUCACAGGGUGCUAGGUAUGGAGGGUGUUCUAGCUCUGCAGUCUGUUUCUCGGCCAGAAACCGCUGCUCAGAGACAGUUGUGUGGGCUGGUGUGUUCUCCUGCUGGAGGAGGAGACCAUUAUCCCACAACUCUGCCACUUUCUUCUGAUUCUUUUCCUGCCUGGUUUCUAUACCAUUUGUGUAGUAAUGUUGAUUCACCGUUGCUCCUCCUGGUACCCAGUCUGCCAAAAUAAAAUCCUUGAUAUCAAAGAAAACUAUUAACAUGGCUUUGAAUUUAGAUUUGCUUUGGCGUAAUUUCUUCUUUCUUAUUGUGAAUCCGCUUGAGUUUGUUCCAAAACCUCUAUACAAAUUUCUUUUUGGAAUAAUCCAAGGUCCGUGUUCCCCCAACUCUCGUUUAACUCAUGCAGUAUGGUUUAGUUUUUACAAGUACAGUCUCGUUACUUAAAAGCCACACCUCGUAAAUAUAUCUGACGAUGUUGCGAUCAGCGACAGAUCACAUCGACCAUCGUAUAGUCUGUGCACCUCAAAUCCCAAUUGGAUGUGCUGCAUGUACAAUGGGACGAUUCCCCAGGCGACUCAGUGUUACUUGCAGCAUGUAAUGAUACAUCGUACAGUGGACUGUACAUCAUUGCACUGUAUUGUUACAUCCUGGCGCUGAGUCCACCGUCUUCUGGUGUGUACCCAGCUUUACACAGAGGGUUUUUCUUAGCAUUCAUCCAAAUGGAAAGGGUUGUUGCGGAAACUACGGACUCUGAUGACUGAUAGAGAUUCCUGAAACGAAGACCAGAGAAGAGUAAACAUGGCGAAUACCAGAGACUCAGUACAGUCUGUGACAUCACAUUUCUAAACUUAGUUCACACAGCCGCAUACGAACAAAAAAAUAAAUAAAUGCAAACCUUGGUCUGAAGUGCUAUUGUGUCUCAGAUGACUCUACAUAAUAAUGCACAUACUACACCGUUCUUGCUGAUCACAGGGAAAACCAUUUCUAGGCCAGGAAUACAGCUUAUCAACCUAGCAUUUAAAAACAAUGGCGUGCAUUGUGUCGUGGAGUUUUUGGUAUCUGAGGAGAUAGGUAGAAGUGCUUUAAUGCAUUUUAACAAUCUUUGCCAUUGUACCGUGGCCUAAAUAUUACUACUCCAGCUCGCUAUGGGUUAGUGGAUUUUUUACAUUGGGACAAAUGUUGCUUAUACUUGUAAUGAAACCAUAUAUGCAUAGGAGACAGACACAAUAACUGCAUUGUACAACGCGGUCUCACUGUUGGGCCUCAUGCACACAAUUUUUUUAUUUUUAAAUUGCACAAGAAACCCUUUCUUUAUAAUGUUCCUGCAUGUAUUGGCCGGCAGUGUAAUACCUACUGUAGCCAGCACAGGAACAAACAUAAAUUGCAGAAGAAAUAUAGUGGACUUGUCUUUAUGCAUCAUUUGCUGUUAAGAAAAAAAAAAAGCAUUAAAAAUGCUUGUGUA
Pseudophryne corroboree (corroboree frog) is the source of this 4215-nucleotide messenger RNA. RefSeq names its product defective in cullin neddylation 1 domain containing 3 (gene DCUN1D3). Gene Ontology annotation, cellular component: ubiquitin ligase complex. Gene Ontology annotation, molecular function: ubiquitin-like protein binding; ubiquitin conjugating enzyme binding; cullin family protein binding. The transcript is spliced from 3 exons. Gene Ontology annotation, biological process: protein neddylation. NCBI's taxonomy places the organism in Eukaryota, Metazoa, Chordata, Amphibia, Anura, Myobatrachidae. The record is from RefSeq and is a predicted model, not a curated record. The coding region runs from base 60 to 1232 and encodes 390 amino acids.